UUGCAUAAUCUCCGGCCGCGGCGCCACAGCCCAUUGGCCUCCUCCUUCAACGCCAAUCAGCGGAGAGCUUUAGACCGGCUCCAUGUGCAUAUAUAAAAAGUGGACCCAUCCGAAGUUCGGUUGUCAGUUAAUGCCCAUCGAACGGAUCAAUUCCACAGCCAUGAGAAGCGUGUCGCUAAAAUUCUAUCUGAUAUGUCUCCUAGUUAUCUGCGUGAUCAGUUGGAGUGAAGGAAUGCCAAGCUCGGGACUUUCAAGGCAGGAACUCGAGGAACGGUAUCAAAAAAUGCCGCCAGUGAGCGAUGAACGAGAUGCCGAUGCCGAAACGGAUAGUGCCUACGAUCGGUAUACCCCGAGACCUCCAAGAGCAGGCAAGAAAGGAUAGACAUCCAGCCAACAACUGCAAUCGAUUUGUGUUCUAUUUGCAGUUAUAUUUUAUAUGUAGCGUUCAGGGUUAUGGCUAUGUAGUUCUAAGCUUAGGCAAAAUGUACAAGCGUAAAAUAAAGCAAUUAU
Messenger RNA from Drosophila eugracilis, 510 nucleotides. RefSeq lists its product as uncharacterized. Bases 83 to 382 code for a protein of 99 amino acids. The transcript is spliced from 2 exons. Lineage: Eukaryota; Metazoa; Arthropoda; Insecta; Diptera; Drosophilidae. The record is from RefSeq and is a predicted model, not a curated record.